This is a messenger RNA of Amoebophrya sp. A120, 1373 nucleotides long. The record is from the annotation of a GenBank genome assembly. Lineage: Eukaryota; Dinophyceae; Syndiniales; Amoebophryaceae.
AUGUCCCGCGCAGCACACGGCGCUUUGAAGGCCUUCAACGCAGACAAGGAUCGUUCUGCAGGAACAUCAAACCGGGCGAGCGCGAGAACGAGCAGUCACCGGGGCGAUCAUCAUGACAAAAAGUUGAAGCGCAAGAAAAGUGAAGGGGAACAUAUCAAAUGCAAAAAUGUCUGGGUCUGGAAGAUUGCCAGAUUUGUCAUGCUUGUCUGACAUGACUCGAAACUCUGUCAUGCGUAUGUGCAAAAAGAUCGCUUUGUCUGUCAUGCAAAAACGCAGUUUGCCAUGCUGAAUACGCUACACAUAGCAGCUCAAAAACUUGUCAUGCUUGGCCAUGUAUGACAGUGCGCCCAGUAUUCCCUGGUUUGCAUCACAAGUUUCCAGACCCAGACAUAUUUGCAUUUGAUAUAACACUCUGGGCAGGAACGCUCGGACCGCGGGAGUCGGGUCAGUAAUUUUGGGGUUGGUAGGAAUAGCAGGAGAUCCGUGAGUGCGCCUAGUACGCGGGCAAGCAAUAUCAAAUGCACAAAUGUCUGGGUCUGGAAGAUUUCUAGAUUUGUCAUGCAUAUUUUCCAUGAUCCAUGUCGUCUGGAAUGCAGGACCUAGCAUGACAGAUUCUGUCAGAUCCCUAUCAUGCCUAUCCUGCAUGAGAAACUGCCUCUCGAUUAGGUCAAAAGUGGGCAGCCUUUGGUAAUCAUGCAACACAGAUUUUUACAUGAUUCAGAUUUAGCAUGACAAGUUAGCAUGACAAGUUAGCAUGACAAGUUUUUAAUGAUUCAGAUUUAGCAAAAAAAAAAAAAAAUUUAGCAUGACAAGUUGCAUUGUUCCAGACCCAGACAUUUUUGCAUUUGAUAAGCAAGGUGACGAAUGACAGUUUCGGACCCAGGGCGAGCAAGUUCAGCAACGAUCGUCCUAGUGGAUUCAAUCUUUCACUGCUCAGCUCCGGGGAGCCCAAGAAGAAAGACAAGAAAAGGAAGUAAGAAAAGACUGUAUGAUUUUCUUCUGCUUGUGCUUGUGUUUGUGUACUAGCAGGAUAGAUUUAAUAUUUUCGCAAGGAAAAAAUGUACCUACACAUGGUAGUAGUAAGCGUAAUCACGAUAUUAAAAGUUGUUCCCCAUAGAAAGAUAGUUGUAAACCUAAUCCCGCUUGCGAAUUGCAGUACCAGGAUGAGCAAUUCGUUGAUUUGAUAUAAUUUAGUACUUCCUACCUCGAAUGAAAAUGGGUCUAGUACUUCUCCGUCCCCAGAAUCAUCACCAUGGUACAACUACGUCCUACUUGGAAGAAAACAAGCACCACCAGACGAUCGUGAUUCGUGCCGUAGCACAUAAUGAUCUCUGUGCGUUUCUUGUUCUGGAAAAAUUGUAUUUGUUCGUCCC